UCCAUGGCGAGUACAAAUAACGUGACCGAGUUAAUUAUCGUCGGUCUUUUCCAGGAUCCAGAAGUGCAGAGGGCAUGCUUUGUGAUGUUUCUUCCUGUGUACCUGGCGACAGUGGUGGGCAAUGGUCUCAUUGUUCUGACAGUCAAUGUCAGUAAGAGUCUGCGUUCCCCCAUGUACUUCUUCCUUAGCUACUUGUCCCUGGUGGAGAUCACUUACUCCUCCACUGUUGUCCCUAAAUUCAUGACAGACUUACUUGCCAAGAUUAAAACCAUCUCCCUGGAGGGCUGUGUGGCUCAGAUAUUCUUCUUCCACUUCUUUGGAGUUACUGAGAUCUUCCUGCUGACGGUAAUGGCCUAUGACCGCUUUGUGGCCAUUUGUAAACCUCUUCGCUACACCACCAUCAUGAGCCAGUUUGUGUGUCGCCUUCUGGUGGCUGUUUCCUGGCUCGGGGGCAUAAUUCACUCCAUGGUCCAGAUCCUUGUUACUGUCCAACUGCCGUUCUGUGGUCCCAAUGUGAUUGACCACUACUUCUGUGACCUCCAUCCGUUAUUCAAGCUUGCCUGCACUGACACUUCUGUGGAGGGGGUUAUUGUGUUGGCCAACAGUGGGUUAAUCUCCGUCUUCUCCUUCCUCAUCUUGGUGUCCUCCUAUAUUGUCAUCCUGUACAACCUGAGGAACCAUUCUGCAGAGGGGAGGCGCAAAGCCCUCUCCACCUGUGCCUCUCACAUCACAGUGGUCCUCUUGUUCUUUGGACCUGCCAUCUUCCUCUACAUGCGAACCUCCUCCACCUUCACUGAGGACAAACUGGUGGCCGUGUUCUACACAGUUGUCACCCCCAUGCUGAACCCCAUCAUCUACACACUCAGGAAUGCAGAGGUGAAAAAUGCCAUGAGGAAGCUGUGGGAGAAGAAAGUGAACUCAGAAGUGGGAUAA
Molecule: messenger RNA, 933 nt
Organism: Puma concolor (puma)
Lineage: Eukaryota; Metazoa; Chordata; Mammalia; Carnivora; Felidae
Source: RefSeq, a predicted model, not a curated record